This is a messenger RNA of Sapajus apella (tufted capuchin), 2092 nucleotides long. RefSeq names its product triggering receptor expressed on myeloid cells like 2 (gene TREML2). Gene Ontology annotation, biological process: T cell activation. The transcript is spliced from 4 exons. Lineage: Eukaryota; Metazoa; Chordata; Mammalia; Primates; Cebidae. The record is from RefSeq and is a predicted model, not a curated record. Gene Ontology annotation, cellular component: cell surface. The coding region runs from base 539 to 1399 and encodes 286 amino acids. Gene Ontology annotation, molecular function: signaling receptor activity.
AUCUACCUAAUUAGUUGGGCACUGAAAUUUCAGAACUUAAUGACUUGUGUUUGUGUCUGCAUCUGUCUCACUGAGGGUGUGACCUGAGUCUAUCCCAUAAGAAUUCCCUGGGAAUCCCUGAAGACAGAGCUUGUCGCUCUCCCAUCAGACUAGAAUACCAUGAGGAAAGGGGUGUGUCUGAUGCGGCUCCGAGGUCAGGGCUGCGUUUCCUCCAUUAGACUGGGGCUCCCUGAGGGGUAAACCUGCCUCCUCCAACAGACUGAAAGCUCCCUAAGGGAGGGGCCUGUGUCUCCCCCAUAAUACUGGGUGCCAGCUGUUUUCAGGGCUGGUGAACCACCCUUCAGACUGGGGCAAGCUCCCCGAGGGUGGGGCUGUAUUUCCCCCUCAGUCAUGUGGGUUCCAUGACAGCAGGACAAUAUCCACGUCACCCUUCACCACGAUCUUCAACGUUCAUGAUGCUUCUCCCUCUGCUCUGGCCAGACCUUAUUCCACAAGCCUUGUCUCCCCAGGUCCCCCCGCUGAGAGCGCAUACACAAAAAUGAGACUCCUUGAAGGGGAGACUCUGUCUGUGCUGUGCUCCUACAAGGGCUACAGAAACCGCGUGGACGGCAAGGUUUGGUGCAAAGUCAGGAGGAAGAAGUGUGAGCCUGGCUUCACCCGAGUCCGGGUGAAGGGACCCCGCUACUUGCUGCAGGACGAUGCCCAGGCCAAGGUGGUCCACAUCACCAUGGCGGCCCUCACGCUCCAGGACUCUGGCCGAUACUGGUGCAUGCGCAACAGCUCCGGGACCCUGUACCCCAUGCUGGGCAUCCAGCUGGACGUGUUUCCAGCUCCCAAAACUGAGAGGAACGCUCCUUUCACACAUCCGGCCAACGUCCUCAAGAGUGAAACUGUUACAACUGGCCAAGCCCCUACCUCAGGCCCUGAUGCCCCUUUCACCACUGGCGUGAUGGUGUUCACCCCUGGACUCUUUACCUUGGCUACCCUCUUGGCCUCCACUGGACCUGCCUCCAAGAGAGGCUACAGCUUCACUGGUACCAGCACCACCAGAAAGGGAUCCAGGAGGACCACGGAGUCCCAGACAGUGACUGCGUCUCCCAGCAGUGCCUCUGCUGGCCAAGAAUCCAUCUCCGCUAAGUCUGGUCACCCCAGCACCGUAUCGUCCACCACAGGGCUCUGCCCCACCAGCAGGUCUCUCCUCAACAGACUACCCUCCAUCAGGCACCAGGAUGAUUACUCCACUGUGCUUGUGGUGGUGCUGACCUUCCUCCCGUUGCUGAUGCUGAUCGUGGUCUAUGGGUUUUGGAAGAAGAGACACAUGGGAAGCUACAGCAUGUGCAGCGAUCCUUCUAGACGUGACCCACCAAGAAGGCCAGAGCCCCUGUGGAAGCCUGCUUGAUCUGAGGCCACUUACACAUGGGGUGGGGAGCUUCUCCCAGAGUGGCCCCAGGGGGUUAGAGGAGUGGUGAAGACUGGGGCCAGUCUGGAUCAGAUGAAGUUGGAGGACUUGUGCAAUGCUGGACUCACCCAGGCCUUCCUAUAACCAGAGGCUGCCCUCCUGAGCAGCCCCACAGCCCGGUGUUCUCCUGGGCUGCAGGAAUCUGGGGAGGGUCCCAGAGCAAAGGGCCUCAGGCAGGAAGUCCAGAGGAAAUGUGUCCAGUGGUUUCUGCUCAGAGCCACAGACUCCGGUGCUCUCGGUGGAGGGCAGGGGAACCCUGGGAGUGCUGUUUACAGAGAACCUCAGCUCCCGUCUGCCUCAGAAACCCUUACUAUCAGGCUGAGCUGCUCCUCCCCACCAGUGUCACUGUGUCCUCCGCUUCCCUCUGCUCUGCUCCAGCUUCCCCUAAGCUUAGGGAAGAGUUGGGCUCACGAGUCCCAGAGGCGGCGAUGUCCCAUCCUGGAGGACAGGAGACAGUGACUAAGAGCUGGGGACCCACAGAGGGAUUGGCACUUCCCCCUUCAGGCCACGUGUCCUCUGCUGGUCCUCUGGAUGGCCCUGCCCUGACUGGGGCUGCUCCUCCCUCCUGUCUGGGGACCCUGCAGAGCCCAUGCUCUCACUGCUGCCACCUACUGGCCGCUGCCUCCUAAGAAA